CUAUUUCUUUUUUCUAGUUCUUAAAAUAUAUGCGUUUGGUGUUUACUUUUCUUGCUUUAUUUGCAAUUGUCGAGUCCUUAAAUUGUUGCAUCAAGCUGUAUAUUAUUAUUUUGAAUUCUAGUCUGAAAUUCGACUAUAGUAAAUUCACCUAUUACUCUUAGUAUUUAUUUGUCCUUUGGUUUCAUAUUUUUAUUAAACGAUGGCUCAGAACGUUAAUCCAAGACUCGAAGGAAGUUCGUCAAACUCUCCAAAACGUAGUGAAGAUAUGAAUGACAGAAUAGAAUCGAAUAAAGUCGUUCAAAGAUUACAAAAGGAAUUAAUGAGUUUAAUGAUGUCAUGUGAUGGAUCAGUGUCAGCUUUUCCAGAUGGUGAUAAUCUUUUUAGAUGGGUUGCUACAAUAGUUGGACCAAAAGAUACUGUAUAUGAAAAUUUAAAAUACAAAUUAAGCAUGGAAUUUCCCCGUGGCUAUCCAUAUAAACCACCUACUGUUACAUUUUUAACUCCUUGUUUUCAUCCUAAUGUAGACUUUGCAACUGGCUCCAUAUGCUUGGAUAUUUUAAAAGAAAAAUGGUCUGCUAUGUAUGAUGUUAAAGCAAUUCUUAUAUCAUUACAGUCUCUUCUUGGAGAGCCAAAUAAUGAAAGCCCUUUAAAUGUUAAAGCAGCCCAACUAUGGCCAAGACAAGAAGUUUUUAAAGCAACUUUGUUAAGCACAUACAAAGAGUCUGAAUCAACCUAAUAAAUUGUGUAAUAUAGAACUAAUUUAAACGACUAAAUUGUUUAUUGUUCAACUUAUUUUUUUUUUAUAUUCUCUUAGAUUAUUACGGUAAACUACUUUAAUCAGACGUCAGAUAAAUUUAAUAAUUUUCUGUAGUUUAUUAUACAAUUUUAUUCUCAUAUUAUAUUGCGCUUUGGUUUAUAUAAAAAUAUGUACUUUUUACUUAACUUAUCCUUUUUCUUACUAUAUUAGAUGUAUAAUCAUAUUCCUGCUUAUUAUUUAGCUGUGGAUUAAAACUACUUUAUAUUUAAUUUA
This is a messenger RNA of Melanaphis sacchari, 1030 nucleotides long. RefSeq names its product probable ubiquitin-conjugating enzyme E2 C (gene vih). Lineage: Eukaryota; Metazoa; Arthropoda; Insecta; Hemiptera; Aphididae. The record is from RefSeq and is a predicted model, not a curated record. The transcript is spliced from 6 exons. Bases 200 to 736 code for a protein of 178 amino acids.